AGAAGAACUUCCGCCAAAAUUCGUAUAAAAUGUUUUAGACAAAUAUUCGACUACUUCGACUAUUUCAAUCAAAAAAGUUUUUUUUGUGAGGAAAAUCGCAAUUAUUUUGUAGUCAAGAGAAUAAAUAAAAACAACAUGGAUUUGCAAGAAUUAGAGAGGGAAGCCAAAGAAUUGGCCAUUAGGGAUGUGAAGAAUAUGCUUCCUCGUUCUGGGCAACUUGAAAAAGUUGAUCAGUACAGGAAUAGAAUUUCCCGGAAGAAGGCUUCUGUGGAAUCACAGCUGAAGACUGCAAUGCAGAAUCAACUGGAUGGAGUUCGUGUUGGGUUGAAGCAACUUGAAUCCUGCCUGGCAAACAUCCAGGACAUCAAAGUCAGAAUGAAGGAAGUUGAGGAUCUCCUAUCAACUGUCCCGGAGAUAAAUGAAGCACUCGAUCCUGUACGUGAUGAGAACACAAAGCACUCCCAGUACGCCACAGCAAUGGAGAAUUUGAAGCACAUCUUCACGGUACAGUCGAGUGUGUCAAAAACAAUGCAAUGGAUUGAAGAAGAUAAACUCCUACACGCCCAUCAGUGCCUGUCAGACUUGGAGAAUUCCCGGGAUGAUCUUCUCUUUGAGUUGCAUAAACUGCCCAAGCAGUAUGUCCAUGACAAGAUAACGCUGAAGAGGUACUUUGAAAAGGUGGAGUCAGUCUCUCAGGAGCUCGAGCGGAAGAUCCGUUUGAUCCUCAAUCGUACCCUAAACACUGUUCGGAAGGAGCCCACGGUGAUUGUUACAGCGCUCCGGAUAAUUGAGCGUGAGGAGAAGAGUGAUCAAUUUGCUGUGGCGCAGCAGAAGCAGACGGGAUUCAUGCCUCCCGGAAGGCCAAAGGAGUGGCGAAAGAUGGCCAUGGAUGUGCUCAAUAAGUCCGUGGUGCAGCGGAUUGAGGGCUCAAAGCUCGAGGAGCGUGUCGACAAUAAACUCUGGCUCGUGAGGAAUCUGGAAAUUCUUCGGCAAUUCAUCCAGGAGGAUCUGAGGGUUGUCAAGUCACUCUGUGUGCCCUGCUUCCCGCCUCACUAUGACAUCUUCAAUGAAUACGUGAAGAUGUACCACUCAGCUCUGUCCAAGUACUUGGAAGACAUUGUAAUGCAAGGCCUCGAGGGGAAUGAGUACGUUUCGAUUCUUUCGUGGACAACCAACACGUACAGCGGGAAGGAGCUGAUGGGACACGCGGAACUCCAUGUGGACGUUGCAAAGUUGGGACCUCUGAUAAAGCCGGAGCUUCUCAAGCAGAUGGAGACGGAGUAUCUGCGGACAAUGGAGAGAAACUAUGAGGAUUGGAUGACAAAGACAUUGGAGACGGAGAAGCUGGAUUGGCAGAAUGGAGCAGCUCCGGAUGAGGAGGAUCAGGAGAAGUACUACCACACUUCAGCCCCCGUUAUCAUCUUCCAGAUGAUCGAUCAGAAUCUCCAAGUCACCAACACCAUUCACGCCGAACUGACCUUCAAUGCACUCGUCUUGAGUGUCCAGCAAGUGGUCAGCUACGGCCGGAAGUACCGUGUGGGGAUUUUUGAAUUCAAGGAAGCCCAUUUCCGCGAUAGAAGUCGCGCUCCCUACUUCACGCAGCACAUGAUAACAAUCGUCAACAAUUGCCAGCAGAUGAUUGAGCUGGCGCAUCAGAUGAAGCAGCUGUACUGGCCAAAAUCCCGCACAGAUUGCUAUGAGCACUUUGAGGAGUUAAUCGGGACGUUCCAGCAGUUGCGCAAUGAGGCGGCGUCAUUCCUCCUCGAGGAGGCCUUCUUGGAUCUCGAGGUGCACUUCAAUGAGCUCUUUACGGCCAAAUGGACCACAUCCAGUGUCACCGUGGAGACCAUCUGUGCCACCCUUGCGGACUACUUCAGUGACUACAACCAUCUGCGUGUCAUCAACUUCGAGUACGUCAUCCAGGAGGCACAGAAGAUUGUCGCCAAGCGCUACCUUCGUGCUAUGCUCUCAAAGAGAAUCAGCAAACCUCGCCAGGAAUGCCACGUACUGGCCAAGAAGAUCACCGAAGAAGCCAAUCAGCUGCGGAGUUUAUUCGACGAGACGGGAUUUGGGGCAAAGGGAGCAGAUUCCCCCAUUAAGAUCAUCUCAACACUCGGGAAUCUCCUGACGUGUGACUUUGAGAUGUUGGUGCUGGACCUCCAUACCCUCUUCGCCAGCUAUCCCUCCAUAAGUGAGGAUCAACUGAUGCGCCUCUUCUACAUUCGCAAUGACAUCAAAGCCAAUGAAGUUAAGGAAAAAAUUCAGGAUGCAAUACGUUCCCGGAAGAGCACAGUUAGUCACGAUAAGCAGGAUAGUAUUUUCAAGGAGAUUGUCUUUUCGGAUCGAUUGUGGUAGGAACUGUCAAGGAUGCAGACGUCUUGUCCAGAUGAGGGGAAAGAUUAAAAAUAAACUCCUAAUAAAAAA
Molecule: messenger RNA, 2424 nt
Organism: Lutzomyia longipalpis
Lineage: Eukaryota; Metazoa; Arthropoda; Insecta; Diptera; Psychodidae
Gene: Sec6
Product: exocyst complex component 3
Exons: 2
Coding region: 136-2355 (739 amino acids)
Biological process (GO): exocytosis; exocyst localization
Cellular component (GO): exocyst
Molecular function (GO): SNARE binding
Source: RefSeq, a predicted model, not a curated record